Molecule: messenger RNA, 669 nt
Organism: Aspergillus oryzae RIB40
Lineage: Eukaryota; Fungi; Ascomycota; Eurotiomycetes; Eurotiales; Aspergillaceae
Exons: 4
Coding region: 1-669 (222 amino acids)
Source: RefSeq, a predicted model, not a curated record
AUGUUCCUCGCUGUCUUGGUUCUCGCGGCCAUGGUUCCUGCCUUGGAUGUCACAGAGAAUCUUGGCAAUAUCUACGACGAUGACCACCUGCUGGGCAUUUUUACUUUGCACUCGCUAGUUGAUGAACCUCGUACUUUGGUCCCCCGCGGUGGAUUCGCAACCGUCACGGUUACAGACACUGUGUGUGCUCCUCCGCCCGUGGCCACCACUUCUCAAAGCACGGGUACCACUUCUGGAGCCCCGGGUGCUCCUCCGGCCCCUACUGUUACCACCCUUUCUGAGACUACUGUGGUGACUGGCACUGCUCCUACUGGCACUGGCCCUGCCGGCACUAACCCUACGGGUACGGGACCCACUGGUGCUGGUUCCACUGUAGCUGGCCCUGUUAUCACCGCGACUGGAACGACUCUAUCGACUGGAACUCAAAGCAGCCCUCCUACUGGAACUGUUUCCUCAUCAGUCUCCACUAAGUCUUCUAGCGGGCCCAGCACUGCUCACCCAACUACCUCCCAAUCUACAGAGCAAGCUGGUACCACCGCCACUGCCACUGCCAGCGGCGGUCAAACAUCCACCGUUGCCCCGACUUCGAAUGAAGCGGUUGUGCAGGGAAGAAUGAGCAACGUUUGGCUGGUCCUGGCGAUGACCUUUGUUGGCUUUCUGAUGAUCUGA